UUGUUCAUAGGAUCAGUAUGUCUUGCAAUGAUCCUUGAAGUAAUACUCAUCUGUUUUAUUGCCAUAUGGUACAUUCGAAGACAACGAGCAAUUGAAAUAAAGUUAUGUUUAACUGAUGACAGUUUGCACCCUGAACUUCGCGAGCGUUUCUCAUUGUCAUAUGGCAAAGACAAAAAACGAAAUGAAAAUGUUUUAAAGGACUGGACGCCUUAAAGGCCAUCGUUUCAAAGCUGAUGGCAUCCCAUUAUGAUACAGACAUGAAUCCAGAACCUGCUGAGUUUGAUUUAACAAUCUUUAAUCUAUCUGAAUCUACAGAAGAACCUGCCUUAAUGCUGCUUAAUGAUAUAAAAUCAUUUGGACCAUCAGAUCAUGAAAAUGCAUCGCAGAUAAUGUGGAAAAGUGUCACAAAGCAAGGUGACGGACUUAUCAAUCUUGCAAAAGAGGGAAUGAUUGCUAUACAGAAAUCAGGAUACUACUUUGUUACUUCACACCUAACAAUCAUGAAAGAAAACAAUACCAGUUCCGUCAAUGAUGACGAGACAGGUAAACACCAGGUUAUCCGCAUUUGUAAUAAAACAGAUCAACAGUCAAUCCUACUACAAAGUACCAGCUAUCGAUGUAGAAUGCAUGUCAUGCAAUGCGAACAGUCUAGUUAUGUGGCUGCAGCUUUUAAACUUGAGGAAAGCGAUCGGAUUUUCGUUACUGUCUCUCGCAAGUUUCAGAUUUUAUCUGGGAACGAAACUCAUUAUUUCAGCAUUGUUGAGAUUUAAUGUGUUUGUUUACACAUCACACUCUAAUCAUUUAUACAUAUAAAGCUUUAUUUGUGUGUAAGAAGAAUAUAUUAAGUAGACAUUUAAUGAUUAACUAACUCUAAGAAUUUAUCAGAAUCAUAUAAGUAUUCUAAGAGAUAAUAAC
Messenger RNA from Ruditapes philippinarum (Manila clam), 915 nucleotides. RefSeq lists its product as uncharacterized. Gene Ontology annotation, biological process: immune response. Gene Ontology annotation, molecular function: tumor necrosis factor receptor binding. The transcript has 4 exons. Gene Ontology annotation, cellular component: membrane. The record is from RefSeq and is a predicted model, not a curated record. NCBI's taxonomy places the organism in Eukaryota, Metazoa, Mollusca, Bivalvia, Venerida, Veneridae. The coding region runs from base 234 to 770 and encodes 178 amino acids.